Molecule: messenger RNA, 4285 nt
Organism: Sipha flava (yellow sugarcane aphid)
Lineage: Eukaryota; Metazoa; Arthropoda; Insecta; Hemiptera; Aphididae
Exons: 3
Coding region: 236-4195 (1319 amino acids)
Biological process (GO): regulation of DNA-templated transcription
Molecular function (GO): DNA-binding transcription factor activity, RNA polymerase II-specific; RNA polymerase II cis-regulatory region sequence-specific DNA binding
Source: RefSeq, a predicted model, not a curated record
UCGUAAAAAUGGCCGUUUUCAGAUGAUUUCGCUACCGAAACACGAGUGCGGUUGUCUGGUACGCACGCUCUUCCGUCUGUUUAUGACAAUGUUAUUUUACGUUCUGGGACGAUACUGAUGCUCAUUUUUUCUACGGCCGAAGACGUUGAAUUUUAAUCGUUACUUUAGUACAGGAGAAAUUCGACACUUACAGGACUUAUACAAAACAGAAGUUAAUAUACAUAUAUCAUAUAAAAUGGAUAAAUAUAAUAAUAAUAAGACGAAAAAAAUGAUUGAAUUUAAUGAGAAACCUAUGCAACUAGUAAAUGGAAGAUUAUUGCAUUAUAAAAAUCAUCAUUAUAAUGAACAGAUUCUCAACAAGAGUACAUCAACAACUAAUGUUAAAGACCCUACAAUUCUUAAUUGUAUGCAUACUUAUGCAAUUUAUCAUGAAAAAAAAAUACCUGAAAGUCAAGUAAAUUUUGAAGAUAGUGACAAUGUAAAGGUACAACAAAUGACCAACCAAAACCUCCAGUAUCAAAGUUUUUUCAGUAGUGAUGGAUUAAUAGUAACACCAAUUCCGCUUACCAAAACUUCUCUUUUGUCUCCUUUGGUGAAAAACCCAAAAAGUUCUUCUAUGAUUAAGGAUUGUAAUGUAGGAAUUCCAGUCCAACUAGAUUCCCAAGUAAAGUCAAAUAUCAAUAACGAUAUUUCUGAGUCUGCUAUACCAUUAGAUUAUUCUAAAAAACAUUCUUGGAUCAAAUGCGAGAAUAAAAAUAAUUGUUGUACAAACAACACAGAUUUAAAUAACAAAUUAUUAAAUCUCUCAGUUGAAAAUGGUGGAUCUCUUAUAAUUAAUAAAUUAACUUCUGAUAAAUCAAAAAAAUUCCAAAAUUGUCUUCCAAUUAAAGAUAGAAGUUAUGUGGUGUUAAAAAUGGAUGUUGAUAAAGCAAAUAUAACUGGUGAUAAUUCAAGACAAAACAGUUUCAAUAAAGAAUACAGUAAUAAGGGUUCUUUGAUCAGACCUACAGUGGAUGAAUCUAAAACUCAUCUUUGCAAUAAAAAAUCAACCGAAAAUUUGAAGACUUCUUCAAUGGGACAAACAUCUGAAGAUGAAUUAGUUGUAUUAAAUGAUUAUUCAAUUAUACAAACAAAUUAUGCAAAAGAACAAGCUAGUAGUAAUUUUAAGCCAAAAAUGGUUGUAAAUAAAUCAUAUAAAAAUGGUGGUUUUUCAAAUAAAAACAAUUUCAGUAAAAUAUCGAGUGUUAAGUGUAAUACCAAAUGUGAUGAUGGAACUAGAUACCAAUGUGUUUCAAGAAAUCAACAUUGCAGCAACACAAAACAAAAUAAUUUUAAGAAUAGAAUUUCAACUUUAUGGGAAAUGGAAGAUGGAUGUAUUAGAACUGAUAUUUCGUCUAGUUUUUCUAAAGGAUUAAAUAAUGUCAGUAAUGGUCCAUUUAAACAUAAAGAUAAAUGCAAAGAACAAGAUAAUACUAAAAAGGACUGUCACAGUAAAAUUAAUCUAAUCCCACAAUUGGGCAUAAAUAGUUCUAAUACUGUGGUUAAUAUUAGUAGUUUCUUAGAAAAAAACAAGUUAAAUAAAAUUCAAAAUUAUAAUUCUGAACAAGUUUCAAUGACACAAAAGGCUGCAAACAGAAUUGAAAAAAACACACCAUCUACAGGAGGCUGUAUUAUGAAGCUAAAACCUUCCAAAAUAAGUAAUUCAGUGAUGCAAAGUGUUACAACUGUGUACACCAAUGACAUAUCCGAUUUGAAUAUAAACUCAACUUGUAUACAAAAUAGUACUCCAGAGAAUUACAAGUUUACAUCCUUAGAACAAAAUUGUAAUAUUCAGAAUCUUCCAAUAAUUGUAAUUGAUGAUUCCUCAGAUUCAUAUGAAAAUUCAAGUAAUAUUGAAAAAGGAUUGCAAAAUAAGUCCAUCAAUAUACCAAUUGAGAGCAGAUGUAAUAUAAAACAGAGUUUUUAUGAUAAAAAUAAGUCAGCGUUACAGUUGGCCACAGCUGGUUUUUCUGGGAAAAACAAAGUUAAUAAAGAACCAGUAAAUUUUCAAAAAAUUCCUUUAAUCAGUCAGAAUAACGUACCUGAAAAGUUGGAUGAUGAUGAUACAAAGCAAAAUAAAUCCAAUAAAGAAAUUACAAUAUUAAAAAAGACUGAAUUUAACGAAUUCAUUAUGAACAAAAAUUCUUUCAAGCCCACUGAAAAAUUAACCAAGGUCAAAAAUAGUAUUUUAUCUGGACAACAUAACCAACAAAAAAAAUUAUUUUAUGAAGCCAAGUUGAAAGAAUGUACUGUAAGUAAUUCAGAUGCAAGAAUAAUAACAAAUAAUUUAAUUCAAGUCCGUGAUGUAACAAAAUCUGAUGAAAUUCCAACUAGUAUUGAAAAAAGCAUUCAGAUAAAAGAUGAUGGUCUAUUAAAAAAUCAAAAAGAAAUUUUACCAACAAGAUGUGUUGAUAGAAUUCGAUUUUCACAAAUAUGCAGUAGAAGAUCUAUUUUUCGACCAACAUUUAAGACAAAAUACACUUCUAAUAAAAUCAUGAAAAAAGAAAAUACCAGAAGAAAAUGUAAUCUUUGUGGUAGGCUAAUAAAGUGUAAUAGUUGGUUAACGCAUUUACAGGGAAUACAUAACUUAUAUCAAUAUUUCUGUAAUCUAUGCGGUAAGAGUCAAACAAAUCAAAGUUUGUCGAUUAAUCAUGCUAAAUUGCAUUUUCUUAAUGAAUGCUAUCCAUGUGAUCGUUGUAGCAAACAGUUUUAUAAUGGAAUGAUGUUAGUGGAGCACUUGCGUAAGGAGCAUAGAGUGUUUGUGCCAUUCCAGUGCCAAAAGUGUGAUGUGUUGUUUGAAGAAAAGAAAUGCUUACGAAGGCAUAAUUUGUUUGAUAGUUGCAAUCCGAUAUCUCAACCCAAGUGUAUUGAAUGUAAUAUUAUAUUUCAACAAAAGAAAAACUUGGGUAAACACCAGAAAAAAGUACAUGGGAAAAAACCACAAAUUGAUUAUUAUUGUGAACAUUGUAAUGUCCACUUUAAAUUCAAAGAAUCUGUUAAGAUUCAUUUAAAAGCACGACACAGUGAAAAUGCAUUAAAAUAUAAAAAAAAAAGUGAUGUAUCCUACAUUGAGAAAACUUUAAGAAAACAUCAUACAAAAGAAUAUAUUGAAAAUAUAAAUAAAUGUGAUCAAUCAAUAAAAUUAUUUUUUAAUUUUAAUGAUUUCCCUAAUAAACUUGACAGAUUAAUGGAAACAACUAACAGAGAUAUUGAUGUAGCAAUUGAAUACGAUGACAAUUUAAUUGAACGACUUAACAGACCGAACGAAUGUGUUUUCAAUAGAAACAAUUGUAUUGAUAAUACUGGUAAAUUUGUAAAAAUGUCUUAUGAUCGUAUUGAUUUUCCAAAUGAGUAUGCUUACAGUAAGAAUGAAUGGCUCAAGAAGUUGCUAGAGUUUGCUGAUGAAACUUGUGGUAUUAAUUCUAAAAACAUAUAUGAGUACGGCAAGGCGAGACAAUGUACUAAUAAACCAAAAAAAUUAUUUAACGAUUGUAAUGCCAAACGAUUAUACAAUGAAUUAUCAAAAUGGCGGAAUGAAAUGAGAAUUUCACGAAGAUUUCACAAAAAAAUGCUCGUUACUUUUUCUGAUUGGCUAGAAAACCCUCAAAUGAAAAUCAAUAAAAUACGUGUCCCUAUGGAGAUGCGUGGAAAGAAACAUAACACUGUUUUGUCACCUAAGCACAACAUAUUUGAACUUCCAACAUUGCAACGGAUGCACAGGUGUAGUGUGUGCUAUAAAACAUUUUCCACCCAAUCUCUGUUCCUAGACCACAUAUUAACCGAUCAUAAGACUAAUGAACUAUAUGAAUGCAAAUCUUGUGAUAAAGAGUUUUCAAAUAAAUCAACAUUAGAAUUGCACCAAGCGUUCCAUACAGUCUUAGAUAAAUAUACUUGUGACUUAUGCUCAAUGUCAUUUAUAACAGCAGUAGAUUUUAAGCGACAUGAUUGCACAGAAAAAAAAUCCCUAAAGUGUGAAGUAUGCUAUCUAGAUUUUGUUAAACCAAAAUACCUCAAGAUACACCAAAAUAUUCACAAGAAUAACACUAAUUACAUUUGUGAAUUUUGCCCAGAAUUUACGUCCUCAUGCAUUGCAGAUCUGCAGGAGCAUAUCAGGUUAAACCACGGAUUUCCAGCACUUGAUUGGUCCAAAUUUUAGCCACAUUAUAAUGAUGUAAAUUUUUAUGAUUACCAUAGGCAAUUUGUUAUUUUCUAAAUUUGGCAAUAUUUAAUUAAUGUGUUUCUGUAU